This is a messenger RNA of Clunio marinus, 228 nucleotides long. Lineage: Eukaryota; Metazoa; Arthropoda; Insecta; Diptera; Chironomidae. The record is from the annotation of a GenBank genome assembly.
AUGAAGAUGUUAUUCCUUGCAUCAAUUUUCAUUUCGAUUCUGGUUAUUGUGUAUGGAGACGAGUGUCCACUUUGCAAUGAAGGAAAUACUGAUGACUGGACCUGUACAUGUUCUGGGGGAAAACUUAAAGAUGAUUGUGGAGGUGCUGGACAAGGUAUUGGCGCUGUACUAUGUAUUGUACCACAAUAUUGUUGCAUACCUAAAUUCAACAAGUGUAUAAUAGCAUAA